Molecule: messenger RNA, 1053 nt
Organism: Saccostrea echinata
Lineage: Eukaryota; Metazoa; Mollusca; Bivalvia; Ostreida; Ostreidae
Product: protein O-mannose kinase-like
Exons: 2
Coding region: 1-1050 (349 amino acids)
Biological process (GO): carbohydrate phosphorylation; protein O-linked glycosylation
Cellular component (GO): endoplasmic reticulum membrane
Molecular function (GO): phosphotransferase activity, alcohol group as acceptor; carbohydrate kinase activity
Source: RefSeq, a predicted model, not a curated record
AUGGCACUACAGUUGUCGAAUAAGAAGACAAUUCGUUCUCUGGACGAGGAGCACGUGGAUUUUACCUGUAUAUGGAGUGCAGUUGACGAGCGCGAAAAAUGCAAACCCAAAUGUAAGCCUGGAUAUUUCGGGCUGUACGGGAUGAGGAAUUGUCACCCGUUGCUAACAUGUGAGGAGAUCGAGCAACUGAACACCUCUUCUGAAAUAGGACACCAGGGAUAUGUCAAAGAGGUUUGGCAGUCUAAUUGGAAUUCAUUUCCCGUGGUCGUCAAAAUCUUAAGGAGUCAUGAUAUUGCAGGAAUCAUUGCUAGACCCGGUUACUUCAGAGGAAUAAAUCUCAUGAAAAAUUCCCCCCAGCGUUCUGUCUUACUUCAGUUAGUGGGACAGUGUAACGACACCAUCGUCACAGAAAUCCAUCCGUUACUGGAUGCGCGAUAUCUGGAAACGCGACUUAAAGAGUAUCCCCAGUAUAAUACAUUGUCAACCAGAAUGAAAUUAUGUAUAAGCUACGUGGACAUCUUAAGAGUGCUGCACUCUGGCAUCGACAGGAGAAUAUAUGUUCAGUGUGAUGCGCGUUCUCUGAAUAAAUUGACAGGACAAUAUCUCCUAACAGAAGACUUCCGGUUGGUGCUCAGUGACGUAGAUUCCAUGGAGGCGAUAAAGUUUAACGAUUCAAGCAGACGGCUGAUUAAAUGUACGGACUGGGGGCAAGUGACCGGCUACUUUCCCGCCCCAGAGGAGCUAUGGCCUUACAAAGGGAGUUUCGACGCUUCUAAGAUGCCAUUGUAUGACGAAAAAAUUGAAAUUUGGAAAAUUCCAGAUGUCUGUUUGUCCUUUUUGGGAGAUGAUCAUUCUGCACUUAAGGUUAAACGUUCUCUAAAAGAAAUCCAUAAAUUGUGCAAGAACCCGAAUCCAAGGAAAAGACCGUCCGCCGCAGAAGUAUUACACGCCUACGUAAGGGUUUUACGUGACGUUAUAAAAAGUAAAGUGAAAAUAUCACUGUCACCGAUUGAUCAGGAUACAUAUGCUACGCAAUCAUUGUCUCAUUAAUUA